AGUGAGGAAUUCGAGAGAGAGAGAGAGAGAGAGAGAGAGAGAGAGGAAGAAGAUGAAACACAUUUUCAAGAAGCUUCACCUAGGGAGCAAUCACGAUCCCAAUCGAUCCAGCGAGAGUGGAAUUUCUCCGGUGACGUCGACGUCAUGUUCGUCCGAUCAGCGAACGGCGUCGAGUCAGCAGUCUGGAAAUCCUCCGGCGAGCCCUUCGUCGUCGCCGUCUCCGGCUGCCACCAUCCCCGUUAGCACCACUGGUGCCACCACUCCGACUCCGUCAUCGACCGCCGCGAAUCGGUCCGAUUACAUGUCCUCCGAGGAGGAGUUCCAGUUUCAGCUUGCCCUAGCGAUUAGCGCUUCGAAUUCGGAGCUUCGCGAUGAUCCUGAGAAGGAUCAGAUCCGAGCGGCGACCUCUAAUCAGAGGACCGAAUCGGGGAGGGACAAGGAGGAGGCUUCCGCUGAGGCCUUGUCGAAGCACUACUGGGAAUACAAUGUGCUUGAUUAUGAGGAAAAAGUGGUCGAUGGUUUCUAUGACGUGUAUGGACUCUCAACAGAAACAGCAAUUCAAGGAAAAAUGCCUUCUCUCUCAAAUCUUGAGUCAAACACGCGGAGUUCUGGGUUCGAAGUUUUAUUAGUCAAUCAAACUGUUGACCCUGCAUUGGAAGAGUUAAUUCAAAUUGCGCAAUGUAUUGCAUUAGACUGCCCCAUAAGUGAGGUUGGCGUUUUGGUUCAGAGGCUUGCGGAACUUGUUACGGGACAUAUGGGUGGGCCUGUUAAAGAUGCCAAUGUCAUGUUGGCUAGGUGGAUGGAAAGAAGUAUGGAGUUGAGGACGUCUCUGCACACAAGUGUGUUUCCCAUCGGAUCUAUAACUAUUGGCCUCUCAAGACAUCGUGCUUUACUCUUUAAGGUAUUAGCAGAUAAUAUCAAGAUGUCCUGUAGACUUCUGAAAGGCAGUCAUUAUACAGGUGUUGAAGAUGAUGCUGUCAAUGUAUUAAAGUUGGAAGAUGAAAGGGAGUUUUUGGUUGAUCUCAUGGCAGCUCCUGGAACACUCAUACCAGCUGAUAUUCCAAGUGCAAAAGAUUUCUCCUUUAGGCCGUAUAAUCCAAAUAUAAGCAAAAUCCCAGUGCAAUAUUCCCUGAAUAAUACUGGAGCUGCUUAUUCAGGAUCAAAGCCAUUGCAAGGAGAGGGCAGCAGUCAAAAUCCUACAGUUGAAAGUAACUUGGUACUGGAUAGAAGACCAAGAUCCGAAAAGGCGGAAUUUCUUCCUUCAAUUCCCGGUUCAAGUGCUGAUAAUGGUGUUGGUUCUUCUAGAGUAUCUAAUAAGGUUACUCUUCCUACUCACUUAGAUCAAACUGCCUCGUCAACCAUUGGGAAUACUUAUUAUAAGGGCAGUCGUGGAGCUCAUGCAGUUGAUGGUGGUGUGAGAAUGAAUGUUAAUGUGGUCCCAUAUAAUCAAAAUCAGGAGGACCCUAAGGAUCUUUUUGCUGAUCUUAAUCCAUUCCAUUUAAAAGGACCCGGAAAGAAUGCUGUAUACAACAAACCUGCAGACAAUAAAGUUGAUGAGCUCCACAGACCAAGAAAUAAGCCCGUCUCUGGCCGACCUCCUGUACCAUUGAUGUGGAAAAGCCGUUAUGCUUGCAAUGAAGUCCCUACGAAGAAGGAGAAAGAUUAUAUGGAGGGUCUUUUCCCUAGAAUUAAUCGUGAACCUAAUGAUUAUAAUAAUUCUUCAUCAUUAGCCUCCACCAGCUCUAGUUCAACUGAAAAGAUCAAUAACGAGGGCAUCAAAUCUUCUGGUAAUACGAACACAUCCAGUAAGGAAAAUGGUGAAAAGAAUUCUAAUUUUGAUUACAGUUCAGAGUCGGCAGCAAGCACCAAUGAACGCAAUAAGUUUUCAGAAGAUGAUCACAACAAUAACCUCAAGGAAGAACAUCCAAGAGAUGCAAAUGAUUUACGAAAUGAUUGGAUACAUGUGGUUAAAGAAGGUGAAAAGAAUGAAAUUGUUUUAAAUGAUGGUGGGAAACGCCCACAUGACAGAUUUGUGGAGAACAAUCAGAAACUGAAGGAUCCAGAAACUCCUUUCUUAUCAGUUGGUUCCAGUAUGAAUAGGGUUGAUCAAGUAUUUGAUGAUGUAGAUGUAGGUGAAUGCGAAAUAUCAUGGGAGGAUCUAGUUCUUGGUGAAAGGAUUGGUCUAGGUUCAUAUGGAGAAGUUUAUCAUGCAGAUUGGAAUGGAACGGAGGUAGCUGUGAAGAAGUUCUUAGACCAGGACUUUUCAGGCGCUGCUUUGGAUGAGUUUAAAAGAGAAGUACGGAUUAUGCGUAGGUUGCGUCAUCCAAAUGUGGUUCUUUUUAUGGGUGCUGUUACUCGACCACCAAACCUCUCAAUUGUUACCGAGUUUCUUCCAAGAGGAAGCUUAUAUCGGAUUAUCCAUCGUCCUCUCUUUCAAAUUGAUGAGAAACGUAGAAUUAAGAUGGCUCUUGAUGUGGCUAGGGGUAUGAAUUGCUUGCAUACCAGCAUACCUACAAUUGUUCACCGAGAUUUGAAGUCACCUAAUCUUUUGGUUGAUAAAAACUGGAAUGUAAAGGUUGGUGAUUUUGGAUUGUCACGCCUAAAACAUAACACUUUCUUGUCAUCCAAAUCAACUGCAGGAACGCCUGAGUGGAUGGCGCCUGAAGUCCUUCGCAAUGAACCCUCCAAUGAAAAGUGUGACGUGUACAGCUUUGGAAUCAUUUUGUGGGAGCUUGCUACCCUUAGAUUGCCUUGGAGUGGGAUGAACCCCAUGCAAGUUGUAGGUGCUGUGGGUUUUCAGAAUCGACGUCUCGACAUACCCAAGGAAGUAGAUCCCAAGGUUGCAAGAAUAAUCUGGGAAUGUUGGCAAACUGAACCGAACUUGCGGCCCUCAUUUCUGCAGCUUACAGUAGCUCUCAAGCCCUUGCAGCGGCUUGUCGUACCAUCCAAUCUGGACCAGUCAAGUUCAUCAUCACCGCGAGAAAUUUCAGUAAACUCUACUCCUGAAAAUGUUUCAUUAUCUCAAGUGUGAAUAAAGAGGCGUUCCGUUCCAUUGAUUCGCCUUGAUUGGUAUAUAUUUAUUCUUGUAAGCGACAAAUCAAAAGGAAUAGGUUUAUAAAGGGAAAAAAAUAAGAAAGAAAAAAAAAAAGCCUGUAGACAAAAUUGUGUGAUGUAUGUAAUUUCUACUGCUGCCUAAAGACUGCGGCCGGCCUUUUUGUAUAGUUGCAUGUCCAUAGUUGAUAAUAUAUAUCCUAUGUAUUCCACAGA
Molecule: messenger RNA, 3267 nt
Organism: Morus notabilis
Lineage: Eukaryota; Viridiplantae; Streptophyta; Magnoliopsida; Rosales; Moraceae
Product: serine/threonine-protein kinase EDR1
Biological process (GO): protein phosphorylation
Molecular function (GO): protein kinase activity; ATP binding
Source: RefSeq, a predicted model, not a curated record